Molecule: messenger RNA, 1230 nt
Organism: Cladocopium goreaui
Lineage: Eukaryota; Dinophyceae; Suessiales; Symbiodiniaceae
Source: the annotation of a GenBank genome assembly
AUGGCCAUCGAGCAGGACUACUCGGCGCCAGCAGGGCACACUCCCAAAGGUGGAACCUCUUUGCUGCGGGAAUCUCAAAUGAGAUGCCCAUUUGCAGAGCGGAAUGUUAAUCCAGGUCCAGGUGUUAACGCGACAGAGUUCUAUUUCAAUGACGAGGCUUGGCAUGUGGCACCCUGCGUUGGAAGCAGACCUCCAGCCCGGGCUCAAGACUGGCCACACAUGGGAGGCCCGGCAAUUUGGGCAUCUCUUGAACGAGAAAAGGCCCAAACCCCCAAACCCACGAGGGAUGGUUCUUGCUGGCCUCCAAGUUUGACCGAGAUUGACAAUGAUGGACCCAAAGCCGUGUUGCCAACGAACCAGAAGACCCAGCUGCUGACGCGAGCCUGCCGAUCUGUAUUUGGAUUCAGUCAGAAUCCGUCCUUCUGGGUUGGAGCAAGAGAGCAAGCCAGGACAGUUUUGGAUCGCUUUGCCCUUCAAGUCUUUUGGUUCCAUACUUCCAGGCUAUCCAUCUCCGAUGCUGUUACAAAGUUCCCCAACGCCGGAGCUGAAUUUUGGGUCCAGCGCAGGGGCCCUGAACAAGCUGCGUCAGAACGUGGGAUGGACUGGCACUUCGACAAGGAUGAAGAUCUUCUAGAUCAAGCAGAUUUGACGGUCAUGCCCUGUGUGGGAACUGUGACCUACUUCAGCAGUCAAGGGGCGCCCCUGGUGGUCUUGUCGGAACCACGACUCAAUGGUCCACUGGCACUCACAGUAGAUGAUGAGGUCACUGCAUAUGCUGUGCAGCCCAUGUGCGGUCGCCAUGUAGCCUUCGAUGGUAGUCUUCUUCAUGGCUGUCCAGCACGGUUUGCCCCUAAAGCGGAGAGGCUGUCGUUGGUGGUGAACCUGUGGUUUGAGCACAAACCAUUGGGAGUGAGCAGCACUAUGAGCUGGAGAAAACAAAGGUUCCACGACAAAGAUUGGAUGGAUCCACAACACGACCUGAGCGAGGACUACUUCUUGGCUAAAGAACCUGCAAUCUUGGAGCGGCUCGAGGCCCCUUCAGCCGGUCCAGUCCUGCCGGUGGACUUUGGACCUUGGAAUAUCUCGGGCGUUCACCUGCCAGACAUCAGAGACGUCCAGGACGGAUCCAAAAUUCUGGCUGUCCAACACGGCAGGGAUCAGGUGAAAGUGCAGUUGCCAGUGAUCGAACCCAUGAGGUUCUCGAAGAAUACACGGAGGCUGGCGCUCUAA